Aedes aegypti (yellow fever mosquito) is the source of this 2138-nucleotide messenger RNA. RefSeq lists its product as uncharacterized. Gene Ontology annotation, cellular component: endoplasmic reticulum; membrane. The transcript is spliced from 5 exons. The record is from RefSeq and is a predicted model, not a curated record. Gene Ontology annotation, molecular function: protein-macromolecule adaptor activity. Lineage: Eukaryota; Metazoa; Arthropoda; Insecta; Diptera; Culicidae. Bases 1307 to 1801 code for a protein of 164 amino acids.
CAACUUUGCAGUCAUUCGGCUCGGUUCGAACGGUUCGGUUCGCUUUCGGUUUCCCACCAGCAAAAUCUUACCGCAGAUGCGGAUAUCUAUCGGUAACUACUGUAGAAUCCCUCGCAGCCUGCUUUAUGUUUUGAAGAAGCAGUGACAGACAGAGCGUGCGGACAUAGGUCUUACGGCGCGUGGUCAUUUCCGCAUCCGGUGCUGCAUUCCUUCGCUGCGCGGUGGGAGUGUAAACUCGUUAUUAUUUUCGGCAGAGUGCCGCAGGAAAGGUGUCCUGUUUUUCUUAUGGGGGAGGCGACGAUAAGUCCAGCACGCGUUUGAAGUAGCUCCAGAAAGUGAGACGAAGGUGAAAAUCUCAGCAAGCUUAGACGGGGGAAAAUUCGAUACACGCAAAGGUAGAGACCGAAGCAGGCUGGCAAAGAACAACAAGAGGGGAAAGAAAAGAGUCACAAAGUAGCCCUGUGCGGUGUUUGAUAGUGUUAUUUUCCACUUUGGCCCGUUGUCAAGCACAAGAGUGUCGCGUUUUUCCUUGGCUCUCUUUCUCACCAUCUGGCAUGGCCACCUUCGUCGACAUCGCCGCCUACUCCGGUCGUUGGUUUGAGUUGUGAGUGUGCUGUGUUAUUGUUUUUUUGUGGUGUAGUGGUGGUAAACAAAAUUCUCCUCCGCCCCCGGGUCGAUUCCAAACGGAACACAAUUCAGCCUGUAAAAUUAAAUUUUUGAUGAAAUAACUCGGUGUUUUCUUACAACGAAGACAAAGCUACGCAACACGUAGAAGGCGGAGAACUUCCGUUACACGGGGGGUAGUUCAUAAAUAUUUAACGGAAAAUCGAAUCGAAAGGAACCCGAUUGCUUCGGGGAGGUGAUCUAGGAGGAGGGUACUGUUGCUUCUAAGAUCCCAUCCCUUUGGCCGUCGUGUCUUAGUUAGCCCUAGAGAGGUCGUCAAAUCGAGCACGGCCAAACAAAUCGAAGCAUUCGCGCGGAGUAGUGGCGAAGAGUGGACGUUUCCAUCCAUGCAACUCUAGAAUUAAAAUUGCUGCCAAAUAAAUCACUAUCACACAACCGAAACAAAGUAACAAUCAAUCGUAGCCAGCCAAAAUAUCAUCAAAAAACCAUCAACACGGGUAGUAAUCAACGCAGAGUGUCAAAGCAAGAACCAAGGCAACGCCAACUUUGUUGCAGGACCACGAAUAAAACCGUGCAAUCAUAGAAUCUCAGAAAAAACAACGGCGAGCCACGAUAAAACCCCGGGCAAUUGCAACAUUGUGAUAGCGGCGGCGGCACUAAAUAGUACUAGUAUUUGGAAGCAAUGGAGCGGAAGCUGCUGUACGCGUUUCGGGGGUGGAUCGCAUUCGUGGCCUUCAUGGACCUGGGGACGGCCGUUCGGUGCUACAUCGAGCGGAGGAGUUUCCUGGGCGACCACUCCGAGACGCAGUUCAUCGAAGGCGAUUACACCAUCUCUCGGAUACUGGGAAUCUACUGCAUACUGAAAGCGGUGGCCCUGGUACACUGUACCCUGUACAUCCACUACAAAGCGGUCGUCAGCAUGGGUGGCUGCUCGCUGGCCAUCACCAUGGUGCUCUACAUGACCGAGGCCUUGUACUUCCGCUCGACGACGCUCAACUUUUACGUCAUCUUCCCGUGUAUCCUCAACUCAAUGACCCUUCUUGGGCUACUCUACAUCCCCCGGAGGUUACGACUGUGGGAACAACGCGGCGACAACGACGACGAAAACUCCCAGCUCCUGAAGCAGAUGGGUGGCUACAAGAAGCGAUCCCGGGCGCACAAGAACAAAACUCCCUGAAUUUUCUGUGGGAUGGUUUAACGAUAAGGAGCAAGUCAUCCCUCGACCAUCCCCUCUAUACUUCUGGUUCUUUCACCCCCUGGCCCAACAACAAACUUCAUCAUACAAGGAACACGUUCGAUACUAGUUUACUAUUUUUACUGCUCUUAUAAUAGGUAUAGAAAUCGUGAAAUCCUAACUAAAUGGAGAAAAAGUGACAACGCAUCUAAACCGAUAGGGAAUUCGAUUGAACUGCAAAGAACGGCAACAACCAACACAAACACAAUGUGAACAUGAAAAGCUUUAAUACAUUUAUAGAGAGAGAAAAAAAAAUCAUCAACAAAUUAAUCAAUUAAAA